Molecule: messenger RNA, 1134 nt
Organism: Meloidogyne enterolobii
Lineage: Eukaryota; Metazoa; Nematoda; Chromadorea; Rhabditida; Meloidogynidae
Source: the annotation of a GenBank genome assembly
AUGACCGAUAUAUGGUUGGGGGACAACAUAGAAAUAGGGCUCUCCCUGAAUUCCAAAAACUCAAACACCACUGACUGUAACCGUACUCUAUUAUUAACUGAACAAGGUUUCGCGUAUGAGAAAAUCAAAAACAACCCUAAAAGGCAGAAAAGGUCCUUCUCACAAGAAAUUGACUGGGAUCACGAAAGUCUUAUUACUGGUAGCCAAUUAGGGGGACAACUCACAUACCUAGACCAUGAAGUAAAAGAAUCCCUCAUCUUUCAGUUCACACACUCCCUCCGCCAACUCUGUGAGUUUGCAGAAGAGACCAGAAAGUGGACUACUACUGCUCUCCUUUCCAACCCAACCACCCUAGCACGAGCCAUUCUAAACAAUACUAAUCUAAUCGCUCGACACAUCUCUGGCACCACGCUAAAAAUAUGGCCAUGCGUCCAACUUACCCCGACCCAAUACAAGAUAUCACCAACAUACCUUGAAACAUGUUUUGAUCUCUUACCCAUAACAAUAAAAACACACGGAAAGGACGAACUCGCCUUUCUAGACCCAGCUAAUCUACUUAUCUCACCCAAAGCCCGAAAAGCCCCUUGCUCCCAAUAUAGGAAGAUUCCAAUUCAAAUAAAUGGAACACUAAUGGAAAUAGACCAAAUAACUGGCGAAACAACAACCUUAUACACCCAAACCCUCACUAGCAAAUCAUUUCACGAAAUAGACAUUCCGAAACUCUUACCGCAUGCCUUUCACCACCUUGUUCUUGUUAACCUCACUGAUAUCAUAACUCAUUCUUACUUUUCCAGUCUAACUGAAGUCAGUCAGAUAACGUAUAGAAUCGAACAACAGAACUCAGCUGUUAAACCAACCAUGUCAACUGACUGGGAAGAAGUUAGGAAGGAAAUAGUAAACGAAGCAAUAGGUGACUGGUCCGGGAUCCAAAACUGGUUCUGUCUAAUUAUAUGCAUAAUUGCGGCCAUUGACAUAACCAUAAGAAUUUCCGCCAUAUUAAUUGAAAACUAUCUGAAAAAUUUCACAAUAAUCCGCGCUCUAACAACCAAAACAGCUAUUAAACAAAAAACUGCAAAAAUUUUAGAAACUAAAUCACAACCUGAAGCUACAAAAAGGCAUCAGAUCCCCACUUGA